UGCUGUGUAGAAAGCCAAAGAUAUCAAUUUCUAAUUUCCAACUUUAAGAUGGAGCAACUACUUUCCCGUCGACGUCGAUUCCGGCUCAAAAGUGCCAAGAGGGGUCUCUGUAAGUUCACACCGAAUUUCAAGUACAAAUCCUUGGUAGCCGUGGGACGUCAGAUUAUAGAUCGUUUGACUUGCGUCCUGCCUUCUUCGCAUUUCUAUAAGAACUCCUUGCGCUUCUACAAGCGCUGCACCAAACCAGAUCGCCAGGAGUUCCAGCGCAUUAGUUCCGCCAUUGGUGUGGGAUUCCUCCUCAUGGGUCUGCUUGGAUUUGCGGUCAAGCUGAUGCACAUACCCAUCGUUACUAUUAUCAUGGACUAAGCCAAAAAGUUCGAGCUGAAAUAAAGAUUAAAUUCA
This is a messenger RNA of Drosophila eugracilis, 402 nucleotides long. RefSeq names its product protein transport protein Sec61 subunit gamma. Gene Ontology annotation, molecular function: transmembrane protein transporter activity. The coding region runs from base 49 to 366 and encodes 105 amino acids. The transcript has 2 exons. Lineage: Eukaryota; Metazoa; Arthropoda; Insecta; Diptera; Drosophilidae. Gene Ontology annotation, biological process: post-translational protein targeting to membrane, translocation; protein targeting. The record is from RefSeq and is a predicted model, not a curated record. Gene Ontology annotation, cellular component: membrane; Ssh1 translocon complex.